Molecule: messenger RNA, 6502 nt
Organism: Mycena citricolor
Lineage: Eukaryota; Fungi; Basidiomycota; Agaricomycetes; Agaricales; Mycenaceae
Source: the annotation of a GenBank genome assembly
CAGCAAUGACGACCACCACGCGUCGCACCGCGCUGCCACGCGCGACAGCUUCCUCGACGGAUCAUCUAGCCACCAGGAUGGCUGCAUUAUCACUCACAAAGGCUCAGGCUAGGCCAAAAGGGAAGGAGAAGGAACCACCUGUUGGUACGCGUGCCAAGGUGGGGGGUACUGACGCGACGGCGAUGGCAAAGAAACCCACCACCACCGCGAGAAGGACUACUCCGGCAGCUAAGAAGGAGAAGGAGAAUGAGGCAGCCUGUAGUAAAGAGGCUGUGGUGGUCAAGAAGGAGGGGAAGGGCAAAGGGAAGGAGAAAGCGACGGAAACGCCCGAAGAUAGACGUCUGGGCGCGAUGCGCGCUGUGAAUCAAGCCUCACAGAGUCUCUCUGUCCUGGUGCAGUCUGGAUGGAAAUACACCUCCGAUGCGGGGGGUGCCGCGCAGAAGAAGUCUGCGGCAGCAAGUGCAGCGGAUGUGGCACGACAUCUUGCAACCCUGCGCGAACUUUCUGACGCUGAUGCGAUGUUGGACGUCGAGCGCGCAGCGGGAAGCCUCUCAGGGAAACUUGUUGCUUUGGAGAUGUACGACGCCGCCCUUCUCGCAUUGCGCGCGAUGCAUCCAAGACUGUGUCGGCUACUUGGCUUAGCUCCAUUGUCAACUAAUUCCACGCAGCUCGAUCUACUCAGUAUAUCAUUACCCGACGAAGCCACUACUCCUACGCCAACUCUGCUCACCCUCACAACUACAUUCCUACUUCACACACUGACUGUCCUCUCGUCCCAGACACCUUCAAAGAUUCCCUUGAGCUCGUUCGUGGGCUGUCUCACGUUGUCGUCUUCGACCACGCUGCUCACGUGGGCGCGCCUGAUCCCACCACAACACAUCGACGCGACACUAACACGCGCGUAUAGCUGCGUCGUGCGGCUGGCGGCCACGCCAGGGUCACACCGAGUCAGGCGUUUGCACUACGGAGGUAUGGGCUGGGGUGUCUGGCGCACACGGAGUCGGGGAAGGUCGAGCCCCGGGCGUUCUGGGACCAAGCAACCAAGGCGGCUGGGGCGCUCAUCAAAGCUACGGCGGCGACCGAGGUGGAUGCAGUGACGACUACGGUGCUCGAAGCGUUCGAUGAUUUGGUGGGCCGAGCACAGCGGAGGCCAGACGCGGAGGCUUUCAUGAGUGGGAAGGCGUUUGCUGCAUUUUGUGAGUGCUGGACGAACUGUGCGAAUCGAACCAGGAAUAUAUCCGCCCUGGGCCAAGUCGCAAAUGUUGUGGGGAAGCCAUCUGCGGACACGGUGGACCUUUCGGUGCAGUGCACAAAGAGUUGCACUUUGUUUGCACAGAUCGCUGCUGCAAAGGAGACAGACCUAAUGGAUGCUGUAGAUUGGGCUGGCGUCACGCUUGUGUUGUCAAACCCUGAUCUCCACGGUAAAAUGUAUCGGGCGAUGGAGAAAGCGAGGCGGAGCGUGAUCACUUCAGUUGAUGAGGGAAACGAUGGCGCUGCAUUUGUUGAGAAAGUGAUGGACGUGCUCGAGUGUUCAGUGCAGCAGAAUGGGACCAACGAUACACUGACCUCGCUACUCGACACGAUCUUCUCCGUGUCGCGGUGGGCUCUCGCUGGCUCGCCUCCAAAGGCCCACGCGACUCUGACGCGUGCUGUGGCAGCGCUGGACUUGGCAACGGAACGGAAAGCGAACUAUGCACGAUGUGUUUCUGGCGCAUUUCACAACCUAGCAGGGACGCUGUACAACGCGACCAAGUAUGGGGCGGCAAUCCCGUUCUUGGAGGACGGCUGCAAGCUGGGUGGCAACGCACGGGAGCUGCGCCGUCAGGAACAAAUCAAAGACGACAAGAAUGCCGACGGGUGGAAACAGCUAGACGAGCAGCUUUGGAGGCGCUGGGAAUUGUUAGGGGUCUGCUUCUCUAAAUUGGGGAACCGCCGGUCAGCGCACGCGAGCUUUGUUGAAUGCAUCAAAGCAUUCCCAUACGACCUGUAUCCGGUAUGCCCAAAGUGGUUCGAGUGCUCACCUGCAACGGUGCAGCUGGGCACCAUCGUUGACCGGACGACGUACCUGGGCGCGUGCGAAUUGUUCCUGGAUCCUGGCCAGGUGGUCCUGGUGACAGAUCAGCCCCUGCUGCUUGAGCGACAACUGGCGUCGCUGGCGGCUAGCCGAUGGAAAGAAGGCGUGCAGCGCGUCAUGCAGACUCUGCUGCGUGCGCUGCUGGAUGUCAGCAAGGACCGUGCUGGUGUCCUGGUCGCGUGUCUGGAGUUUGGGUAUUACACAGGGCUCAGCGUCGUUGAUGGCGCCGCGGACGAGGUCGAACUCUUGUGCGCCGAUGAUCCCACCCGCUUGCACACUCGCGCCUCGGCUCAUCUUUGGGCUGCCCUCGAUGCCCAUAAGCAAGCGGAAUCAAUGCCGGCUCAUGUUGAGCUCGCGUGUCGGGUUCUGGAGGGUGCGAACGCUCCGAAGAAAACCGUCGCCUCAAAACCUCUGCGUCGGACAGCAAAAGCGCAGACGCCGAAAGCGCAGUCAUCCAAGGCACAGUCAUCCAAAGUGCAGACACCGAAAGUGGAAACACCUGCACAGUUGCUCGAGUUACUGCAUCUUGUUGCCCGGGUGCUGAGUCUUCAACGACAUGUGUUGCUCAAGGUAAGGGUGUUGGACAUCACGCGACGGCUGGCACAGGACUCGGACGCGACUCGGGAGGGACACGUGAUCGCGUGCAUGGAGCUGGGGAUCGAGUACGGGCGACUCGGCAAAACGCGACGGGCGACGGGGCUGUUUACGCAAGCAUACGGGUCGCUUGGAGGGGUGCCUGAGGAGCUGUGUGUGUUGGUGUGUUUGCGUUAUGCGGAGGCCCUGGUUUUAGCGAACGAUGUUGCUAGGAGCGUGCAAAUCUAUACAGAGGCGAUGGAGCGCGCACAAAUGUCUGAAAGCACGGAAAAGCCAGCAGCCACGACAGUUGAGCGGGUCUAUGUGCGAGUUGGACGGCUAGAACGAGCGGCGGUGGCGGCGAGCGUGUUUGGCCUGAUUCAGCGCGCGCGAGAAGACAUCUUGAUGUAUGCUGAGGCGAUGCUACGUGCGUUGAGGUUGUGGAAUCGCGCAGUUGAUACCCUGGCACGGCUCUCCCCGACAUCAACUCCCGACGAUGAUCCUUUCUCCGCUUCGACUCCGAGCACCGCGACCAAACCGCGGAGGAUUACAGGCAUUACCGAGUUUCGUGUCUCUGAGGGUCUUCUGGCGACAUUGUUCUCGCUGUGUGAGAUGUACAGCGCCAGGGGCUCGGCGCGGGAGGCCGAGUACUUUGCCAGUCAGGCGCAUGAGUUGGCGGAAGGUCUGGCUGCGAUCACGCUGUCCUCGCGUGCAGUGACUCGCAGGGGCGAAAUACAGAUGCAUAUGCGCCAGAUCACUGAAGCUGAAGCCAGUCUUGCGCUCGCUACCCCGGAUGGCAUCGGCCGAGAUGCAGCGGAACUCAAAGGUCUGGCGGGCGAUCUCAGUCGCCUACAGGACAGGGAUAGUGAUGCUGGUGCUCUCUAUGAGCAGGCCUAUCAGAUCCUGGACGAGGUCGACGGCCAGUUCCGCGCUUUGGAAGUGGACAGGUCACGGCAAUCUGCGGAAUUCGGUCAAAGCGUGGAUGGCGAUCUUGUAGCGGAUGUUCUGCGGAAACACAUCUGGCUGCUACGCGACAACUCAACUGCAUAUUCAGCUCUUCUCCAGCGCUUCCUCGCUCUGCCUGCUUCUUUGCGUAACAAUGCCCAGGAAAACGUACUCUUAGGCCGGCUGACAUUGCAUCAAGUGUACGACCGUUUCAGGACUGAUAUGUUCCUCUCCGAGUCGACUAUUGCACUUCCCAUGAGUGUUCCUCCGCCGUCCCACGACAUCCUGCGCACUCUGGAAUCGGCUGAACAGCUCUUCUGGCUUGAUCUCACCCUUUUCGCACGCACCGGUGAUGUGACACGAGUGCGUGACGGGAGUGUGAGUCUGGCUGCUGUGCGCGCGCUGCAGACGUCGCUCGGGCAUGGGAAUGCUGUUGAUGGGGCAGAUGCGGUGCUGGUGGCUGGGCUGCUGGAUGGAGCGAGUGCGAUUGCUCUCGGUCGCGAGAUGGUCGAGGCGAUCGAGCACAAGGUAGUCGCUGCCAGAAGAGAUGAUCUGGAGUGGGUUGCAGCUCACGAGGGAGCAGUCACAGUUGCUGCUGUGGAGGACGACGACGAUGAAGAUGCAUCCACGCAACUGCUGUCCGAGUACUGGACAUCCAUCAAGCUCAAAUACGCGAGUCAGGCACCAGACAUUUCGACGCUGUCUGCGUCGCGGAUGGCUGGUGUGCCGGCGAACUGGACAGUUGUGCACAUGACGGUGACCGACGACCGCCGGACGUUGUUUGUGUCGCGGCAGUAUGGCUCUGGGACACAGCCGCCGUUGGUGUUUUGCAUUCCACUGCAAGGUCGAGACGGUGCCGAUCAGCAUCUCACAUAUGACGAUGCCGUGCGGGAGUUCGCGGAGAUCGUCAAGCUGAGCGAUCAAGGCACCAGAGGGGCCGUGCAUGUCGACAAAGACGAUCCCGAAGCCAGGGCAAAGUGGUGGAGAGAACGCAGUCGGCUUGAUGGCCGGAUGAAAGAGCUUGUGGAGAACAUCGAAUUCUGUUGGCUGGGUGCGUUCAAAACGAUCUUAUCCCCACGCUCAAAUCUGCUUCCGCCUGCCAUUGCUGAGCUGCGGGUCCAAUUUGACCGUGUGUUCCAGCGUGCGCUGCGGUUGCAGGACAGCAAAGUGGGACCGCAAAAGCUGGACGACGAUCUGCUCGCGUGUUUUGCAACGCUGUCGCCCAAGUGCCGGGACGAAGAGCUCGAGGAUCUUGUCUACUUUGUGCUGGAUCUGUACCAGUUGCAUGGCAUGCCAGUUGCUGUUGCAGAAGUCGACAUUGAUCAGGUCGUUGUUGAUCUUCGGAGUGUGCUAGAGGAGCACCAUCGCAGGCAGCGGGGCGCUGCCGCUGUUCCUCCCACCAACGACGAGCACGUGUUUCUCGUGCUCGACAAGAAUUUGCAGGGCUUACCGUGGGAAAGCACACCAAUUCUGCGAGGGCGGAGUGUCAGCCGGAUCCCCAAUCUCGAUUUUCUGCUAGAUAGAAUCAAGCUGGCGAGCUGGCAAAAACACGGCGCCGGCUCAGCCGCUGUUGUCGACCGAGCAGUCGUCAACCCGCGCAAGGGCGUCUGUGUCCUCAAUCCUUCCGGCGACCUGCACAAGACCGAGGCGCGUUUCUCCGCCUGGACCGAGUCGCAAAGGACACGUAAUGGCUGGGAGACCAUCGUCGGCCGUCCGCCGUCCGAGAUGGAGUUUUUGAGGGCACUGAGUACGAGCGACCUCGUUGUUUACUUUGGACACGGAGGCGGCGAGCAAUACGCCAGGGCACAUCGCAUCCGGAACUUGACGCGUUGCGCAGCGGUGAUGCUCUGGGGCUGCUCCAGCGGUCUUUUGCGCGAUCUCGGCGAUUAUGAGCGCAUCGGCACGCCCUGGAAUUAUAUGGUCGCUGGCUGCCCUUCCCUGGUGGCCAACCUUUGGGACGUGACUGACCGUGACAUCGACUUGUUCUCGCAGGCGGUGUUCGACAAACUCGCGCUCGGAGGACCGCAGCGUAGCGAUCCUGUGUCGGUUGUCGCUGCCGUAGCCCAAUCCCGGGACGUCUGCAAGCUCAAAUAUCUGACCGGUGCUGCCCCCGUUGUUUAUGGCAUCCCGUUUUAUCUGUAAUGCAAUAUGAUAUUCAAUAACUAACGAAUAUAUGGGGAGAAAGGUCGUGAGUUUCAUUAGUAGCGUCUAUGUGCGUGUCCGAGGUGACUGUUUGCUGCCAGACAGAUCCUGAAUGUCGAAAAAUAUGGCGAUCCCGAACGAAAACCAGAGCAAACACGCUGCCGCCGUUGACACAUUGUAGGCGUUGCACCAGCCCUGGAAUCCACCGCUCGGGCACCGCUUGCCAAUCAUCACAAACACAAACACGGCGCCCCACACUAGAAAUCCUACAGAAUCAACCGCUGUGAUCGUCUUGGCCCAUGAACGGGCAUGCUUCCACGCCUCUUCCAUCGCCAGCCCCGCAAACACACUCCGUCGUCGGGCCUUCCUCCGCUUUCGCCGAGCCGCGCCUGGAUCGUAUCCACCCGGAACGGACCCCAACUCAUCAUCAUACUCGUCGUCCGAGUCAUCGUCGAGAUCAUCAGGCCGGCCGAAGGCAUUCGGGUCGACGAUCAAGUUCACCUGAACGUCGCCGGCAGCGGGCGGACCGUGUUUCCCGUGUUUGCCCUUUUUCGGCUUCCUGCCUUUCUUGCCGUUCUGGGUGGUCACAGGAAGCACCAUCAUCCCGUUUGCAGCAGGUCCCGCCGGUUUGCGCCGCUUGCCGGCACAGCAGCAUGGACGAAACGCAAACAGCCACAAAAGCAGCAGCACGAAGAUCGCAGAGAAUGCGUACAAAACAUAAGCCGAUGCGGUCCCCGCUGGGGGAGCGGCCGGAGUCGGUUUGAUUAG